Branchiostoma floridae (Florida lancelet) is the source of this 3199-nucleotide messenger RNA. RefSeq names its product hydroxyproline dehydrogenase-like. The coding region runs from base 976 to 2475 and encodes 499 amino acids. Lineage: Eukaryota; Metazoa; Chordata; Leptocardii; Amphioxiformes; Branchiostomatidae. The transcript is spliced from 13 exons. The record is from RefSeq and is a predicted model, not a curated record. Gene Ontology annotation, cellular component: mitochondrion. Gene Ontology annotation, molecular function: FAD binding; proline dehydrogenase activity.
UGUUCAUGGGACAUCAAGUUAUAUAUUAUUAAGUUUCAGUUUAUAUUUGAUUUGGUGAACUUGGUGGCAGGAGGGCUCGCAACCCUUGGUUCUCCCCAGUGUUUGAUGCACCCUGCCUGGGUACAAGUUUACCUGUUUUGAAUGUUAUUCCGUUUCGGACAGUCCCGCUAAAUUGGUCACGUCAAAUUUUUAUCAAGUUUUGUUUUGACCCAAACCAAAAAGGACGUCAUUGUGACAAUGUGUUUUUGCCCUUAAGUAUGUGGUUCGAAAGUCGGUCGAACUCUGGGCUUUGAUGAGUUGAUCUAUUGGUUUGCAAGUCGGUUGAACUCUGGGCUUAUUGAGUUGAUCUAAUGGUUUGCAAGUCGGUUGAACUCUGGGCUUUAAUGAGUUGAUCUAAAACUGCAGAAUCUAGUUGCAGCAUUGUGGUUUACUUCUGCCCCCCGCCCAUUGCGUUGACUGGGCUGAGAGGGGCAGAGGUGGUCCAUCCAUUGUGGGGCGUUCGCCCUGUUUCGCAUCUGCAAAAUCUAGUUGCAGCAUUGUAGUUUCUGCUGUCCCCCGCCCAUUAUAUAGACUGGGCUGAGAGGGGGCAGAGGUCAUCCAUUGUAGGACGCUGCUCUGUUUUGCAUUUCAAGGGUUGAGACAGACAGUGGUGUCCAUUUUGUCUGAGUGGAAAUUUCCACUUGGGCUUGCUCCUUGGCAAAUUUAGCAAUUUAGUUUGAGAACCAGUAGCGCCCGGAGAGGCUGCCUAGUUUAUUGGUUCGUACUUGGUUGUUCUUUAAGCGUGUCAGUUUGGUUACACGCCUUCAGUUACGUUACGUUUUCAACCCUUGCUGCCCGUGGAGUUCGUGGAGGCUGUCUGAUUUACAGGGCUAACUCCAACCGGCUCAUCUGGUGACGUAUACACAUGUCCUUACACCGGGCUCACUAUACAGCUGUGACAUUUACCCAGAGCGACAGAAACAAUUGAGCUGUCGAAUGGCUGCCUGGCUUGGACGGAGGGUGUGUACAUUCGGGGUUGUCGGACGGGCGGUCAGAGGGCAGUCAACAAGAAUUCAGACCUUUGGCCACAGACCAGCGAUUCUGACAGCCCAAGGACGACAAUUCAGUGCCAAGUCGGCCCGCUAUGACAACCAGCACGAACCCAGUCACGCUGUAGAUUUUGGCGACUCGACCAAGGCGUUUGUGACCAAGACAACAUGGGAGAUCACCAGGGCCGUGCUGGUGUUACAGAUGUGCACGUCUGACAUGGUGGUCGACAACAGUCUCAAGCUGAUGGAGGUCGGCCGCCGGAUUCUUGGCCAGACGCUGUUCGGUUAUCUGAUGAGAGCCACCUUCUACGGCCAGUUUGUUGGCGGGGACACACCGGACAAAAUGGCGGCAACUUUCAGCAGACUGAGGGAUGCCGGGAUACAUUCCAUGCCCCUUCUGACGAUUGAGGAAAACGUCGGGGACCGAGCACAAAUCGAGGAACGUUUCUAUGACAACAACACGCAGUACUACGUGGACACCAUCAGGAGUACGACCGACAUCCUGGCUCAACACGGUGCGCAUGCGCGACUCUUCCAGAUGAGGCUGACGUCAUUUAUGCAUGCCCAGCUGCUAGUGACAUUGAGCCAACAUCUGAUAGAACAUCCCAGUUCAACAGAGUUGUCGGUUGAGCACCUGUCUACAGGACUGUGUAAUGACAACAAGACCUUCCACUUGUCCUUCCUGUCCAACGAAGACAAUGAACAUCUGAGGAACGCCCUCUUGCGGUUGCACGCGGUCUGUCAGCAAGCGGAGGCCUGUAACGUGCGCAUGCUGGUUGACGCGGAGUACACGUCCAUGAGACCGGCCAUCACACGACUGGUGCUCGCCAUGAUGUACAAGUGUAACCGGACCCGUCCGCUCGUCUGGAACACAUACCAGUGUUACCUCAAGAGCGCAUACAACAGUGUAGUAGAGGAUAUGAAGCUUGCUCGGCAGCUUGGCUUCUGCUUCGGCAUCAAGAUCGUGCGGGGGGCGUACAUGGAGCACGAGAGGGCUGUGGCGAGACAGCAGGGAUAUGAAGAUCCAAUCCAUUGUACGUACGACGACACCGGUUCCAUGUAUCAUCGUGUGUUGGACGAAACGCUGCAGUUUGUCAAAGACAGCCAGGGGGAGCAGGUGGACGUCAUCGUCGCCACUCACAAUGAGGACACCAUCAAACAUGCAAUCAGGAGGAUGCAGGAGUUGGGACUCCAGAAGAACGACAGGCGUAUCUGCUUCGGUCAGCAAUAUGGGAUGGCGGACCAGAUCUCCUACCAUCUCGCUGGAGCUGGUUAUGCCGUAUACAAGUCUGUCCCGGUGGGUCCGCUCCACACCACCAUCGCCUACCUGAACCGGCGCGCUCAGGAGAACAGGACGGCACUGAGGGGGUUCCGCCAGGAGAACCGCCUGCUGUGGGCGGAGAUGGGCCGCAGGGCGCGCCACCCGCUCUCCUGGUGGAAACAUUGAUGCUUACAUGUACUGGGCACUCUCACUGCACUUGUGUCAAGCUUGCGUCACUGCGGGGUUUGUUCACUGCGUCACUGUGUUUUGUUAUUUUCUCCGACUUCAAAAUCUAGAUAUUGUGUAAUACGCAAAAGUACGAAUUAGAGGACGACAAAAUGCACAAAAAAUCGUUCCUUUUCUCUGAAAUUCGUUGAGUAUCUUUUGAACUCCGCAGUGACGCAAGCUUGACGCAAGUGCAGUGAGAGUGCACAUCUAGUGUUGUGGGUAACUGCACUUGUGGCGCCGGUGCGGCACUGCGGGGUUCGUUCACUGCGGCACUGUUUUGUUAUUUUCUCUAAUAUUUCAUAAUCUAAAUAUUGCGUGAGACGUAAAAUUGUGACUUGGAAGACAAAAAAACACAAAACGGAAGAAAAUGCGUACUUUAUCUCUGAAAUUCGUUUUCUACGAACCCCGCAGUACCGCACCGGUGCCCCAAGUGCAGUGAGAGUCCACCUUUAGCGUUGUGGUUAACUGCACUUGUGGGCCUUCCUCUUUGACCUGUGCAUGUGCAGUUGGAUCGGUGACUGGGCUUAUUUUCCCCAUCAAAUAGCCUCAAAGCGUAACCAUACAUUGGUUCAUACUGAGAAACAGAUUCUUCUCAUGAAUUUCAGUCAAUACUGCUACUAUUAUGUCCAAAAUAUGAAUAUAUAUGAAUGUAUAUAGAUAAACAUGACAUUACAAAUGAUCA